Uncinocarpus reesii 1704 is the source of this 4755-nucleotide messenger RNA. RefSeq lists its product as uncharacterized. Lineage: Eukaryota; Fungi; Ascomycota; Eurotiomycetes; Onygenales; Onygenaceae. Gene Ontology annotation, molecular function: 1-phosphatidylinositol 4-kinase activity. Gene Ontology annotation, biological process: phosphatidylinositol-mediated signaling; phosphatidylinositol phosphate biosynthetic process. The transcript has 10 exons. Bases 1 to 4755 code for a protein of 1584 amino acids. The record is from RefSeq and is a predicted model, not a curated record. Gene Ontology annotation, cellular component: cytoplasm; plasma membrane.
AUGUCCAGGCAAUCGACGUAUAUCCGCCGUGCGGCCUUCGAGAGACUAGCCACGUUAACAGCAAAGCAUUCCGAACCUCAUACAAUAUCCGAUCUCGACCGGCUGCGGAGCUGCUGCCAACGUCCGGCCGCAUCGCCAACCGGCUUUCUCGAUGGGGUUUUCAAAGGGAGAGUGGCUCCCUCUCCAAUUAGGUUUCGAGAAUUAGACGCCCUUCUUGCUCUCUGCGAAGCUGCAAAGUCGAGUCAUCGCCCAGAAGAUGUUGCAAAGCUGGUCGUGCUCUUUACAGAUUAUCUUCCCGACUGCCCAUCCUUAACGUUACACCCAUCCCCCUUCCUUCACAGCUUUGAGACGCCUCCCUGGGAGCUUUUAACUCGCAGCCUCAUAACUGCGUUGCUCUCUCUUGGGUCGCGUCACGCAUCGUACCAUGAUCAGAUUUACAGCAGUGUACUCGCCUACAUAGACAACUGUUAUCAACUCGCGAAGAACCUGCCGGCAUUAGACGACCAGGGAGAUCGUAUUGGUGACCAUGGAAACCCCGAAGAUAUUGCAGAUGUCGCGACGGUUGCAGUAUCGUUAGUUGGGCUCCUCGACGGAAUGUCGACCGCCGUACAUUUUUUUAGUCCGAACGAACGUUUGCAUAUCAUCAAGCAGCUACGGUUGGUGCUGUCAGAAGAUCUUUUGGUCGCUGUUGAAACAACGUCUUCCACCAUUCGCAAUUUACAAACCUCGGACCUUUCCUAUCAACAUUGGCGGCGGUACGCCAGGGUUUCGGCGGCUGGUGGCAGGCCGCUUAGUUCAAUGCUACUUCAAAAAGCCUUUCUGGGAUUUGUCAAAGCCUGCACAUCUCCAAUUAGCAAGGAUGGUAGGGUAGUGCCUGAUGAUGCCUUACUAGAUCGGUACAUAAACAGUCUGGAUAGUUUAAGGCAGGAUAGCGAUGAUCUUGGUCCACUUGCAAAAUAUUCCGCCCAGAUUGCUAUUGAUCAGGUUCAGCUUCUGGAAGAGGGCUCAGACUAUCUACAGCUCGGCGUACCUUGGCAACAGCACCUUGCAUUCACCGCUAAAGCAUUUGCUUUGGUUAUUUUCGUCAACUGUAUAAUUCUUGAUGAAGACGCGGCCGACAUUGAUGUCUUGAUUUCAUGGCUCGAAUCCACCAUCCUGGAUGUUGACAAAAUGGCAAACAAGGAGUUGGCGACAGUUACAUUCAAAGCUUUUGUGGUUUUAUCUAAAUUGUCCCGCCUCAACGCGCCGAAUUUGACGAGAUCUCUUUUGCGGUUUAUUGUGCAGAAUAGGCAAAGCGGCGCAAUUCUCGCUGUCGCAGCACGUUCACUGGCCCAAAAUCUUCAACUCCUCUCACAGGAUACCAUCAUUGGAACCCUUUACUCUUUGGGAAACGUGCUUAGCGCAAACCCUGCUCACGAAAAUGCCCACCAGCAUGCAAGUAUGCUGACAGACGAGACUAAUAUUUACUCGCGCAAUUUCGCUGUGCAAUCUCAGCAAUCAAGUGAAAGCAUCAUCUCGUUCACCCUGAAUGGCGAAGAAGAUACGUUGAUUGCGUAUAAAAAUGUAGUACAUGCGAUUAUAACUGUUGCCACAAGCUCCAAGGAUGGCAAGAUUAUUGCUCUAGCGCAAUCAAUGCUUCUGCAAAAGAUUGGGAGAGUAAACAUCUUGCUUGACGCUUGUAUCGUUGAGGAAACCGUCGCACUUGCUCUUGAACAUGAUCCUCCAGAAUUCCAGCUAUUGCUCAAGUUCUAUGCCCGUCUUUAUCGGGAUGCUGCUGCCCAAGGAAACGCGUUAGUGGUUGAAGCCGUUCAUAAAGCGAGGAACUACCUUGCUAUAUGUCUUCAGAAGGAUAACCCUUUAUUCAGAAUUUACUUGAUCUUCCUCCUUGAGAGUAUUGUUAACAAGGGAGGUGCCACGGAUCGCGAGAAAGACCGGACUAAAGAAACUGAAUUAUCCUCUGAAGAGAUCUACCCGUAUUUGCCACCGGUAGCUUCUCUCCUUGCUAAGCUUGAAUCUGUCGAUGAUCUCCCUGGCGGUGCUAGAGAGAAUGGAGAUAUACUAUCCUUGUUGAGAGACACUUGGUUUAAUAUCGCUGCCCAUGGAAUUGUCUUGAGUUCUGAAAUAGGUUAUCGACAUCGUGAAGAGCUCCGCGUCCUUGCUAAUCUUUCGCCUCCGCUCAUUUCGGAAAACCGCGCAGAAUCGCUUGAAAGCGAUAUUGAAUUAAACACUGUCCUAAGACGGGGUCUUAGCUCGCCGCACUCCUCUGACAGGAAGAAGAGUUUGAUCCAAGAAUUGCCAGCUUUAGAACACGAGAUCAAGCGAUUAAGUUAUCCAAAAGUCGUUUUUCUCAAUGCAACUUUGCUCUUGGAGAGUCUUCGUGCUUCCUCUGGAAAUUUUACCAAAGUGCUUAUCUACUCCAUAGAUCCUGCGCUGAAUAGUCCAGAUAUUGCGAAUUGCAUGAGAGCUAUUGUUGACAAGGUUGUCACGUUAUAUCUUGAAAGAGCAUUAUCCAACAAUUCGGCAAGGUUCUCUGCCCCUUUUAUAUCGCAGCAACUUGCACAGGCCUUUAUUGCAUGCUGUCACCGGAUUGAGAGUGUACAACAAACCUCAUCAGCUGCCGCUGCGAAGAUAAUAGCCAAAUGCCCAUCUUCCCUGUGUGAAAAGAGAUCCUUGUUCACACUUUUAGAUUUGUUAACUCUGUUGUGGUCAUCUUGUUUGGAUGAGGAAUUGGAUGAAUAUGAAUGGAAAUCAACAUUCACCUCUGUGAAAAGCAAAGUCGAAAUCGAAUUAUCUGACAAUUACGAAUUCAGAAAACACACUCUGAACAAUUUUUAUAAUCUGGCUAGAUCUUGGGUCGUGGCAGUUACGAACAUUGCUCCGUUGGACGUCAAAGGCUUACUUCAGACUUAUUUGUCGGAGUAUGAUGAUGACGGCGGUUAUGGCCAUACUUCCCUGGGGCGAUCCUUUGCACUUGAAAUUGGAUCGAUUAUCCCUCUCAGUGACCAUCGAUUAGCCAACGGUGCUGGGAGUGAAAGUUUCCUGCCAGACACAGAAGAUAUCUGUGAAACAUUGAGUGGAUUAGAAUCACAGAUUUCCCAGCAAAAGAAGAUCCCAUUAGACACGCCACGAAACGUCCUUCGAAGGGCCGCUGCUCGCCUCUGUAAUCGUGCUGAUUGCGAGCCAUCUCUCAUCUCUCAUCUAGUCAAUAUUCCUUUCCAGAUAUUCACUAAAGAGUCUAUCAAAAUGGGAAUAUCACUCUGGCUAGGAGUAAUCAACGAAAACCCAGAAACGCAGCCCCGGAUAAUUGUGGAAGUCGCGCAAGCUUGGGAACGUACUCUUCGCCGGAAAAAAGGCAUAUUCGAUCCUAGCUUUAAUGCCGUUACGAAACUUCAGCGGAAAGCUCAAAAUAUCAUAUCCCCACAUUUGCGCCUCCUCCAAUUCUUCGAAAGUCAUUUCAACGCGACAAGGCUAGCUAGCCCUCAAAUCCAAAAGAUUUUCAGGCGGCUUGUAAAUACUACGCUGAAUUCACUCAGGCAUACAGCUGGCCACCCUCUUGCCCGAGAAUUUCAUUUUCACACCAUCCUUUUCAGCUUGAAAGUCCUCCGAUACUGCAAAGGGCAAUCAAAAGUCGCAUUGUGGAAGCUAAAAGAUCAGAUUCUUUCAGCUGCUUUGAGCUGGUUCAGCCAACCCCCUAGGUGGUCUUUUGGAGCAAAUCGUUUACAAAUCAAAGCUGAGGAUAAAAUCCUCCAAGGUAUUGAAUCAUAUUUGAGCGUUAACUCCUGGAUUGAACCUAGAGACACUACCACCCGUAAAUCUUUGAAGGCCAAACAGGAUCUUGUUUUGAUCCUUGUCGAAAACGAAAGAAGUCGCUUAAAGGUGUGGCUUUCUCCACUCGAUACUGAGAAAAGACACCAUCCUGUAAACAAGGCCUCUGAGGGUGCGAUAUCCGGGUUGUUGAGGCUUGCCUGGGCAGAAAACCCAAGCCUGGCUAUUCAGUUAUCCUCUCGGUUUCCUUCAUCGAAACUUCAGAGUGACGUCCGCUGGCUAGUAUUCAACUUUCCCGAAAAGACAUUAAAUGAACCCGAUAGUUUAGAGAUACUACUGGGAUCCUCACUACCUCAAGAUAUCACGUUCCAAUUGAAGGUAUUUAUAUUCCUGUUGAAUCAGCAGCGCGGCUCUAAUUCUCUAUUGCAGUAUCUCCUAUUUUGGGCCCCGACAAACCCGAUCGCUGCAGUGACAUAUUUCCUGCCAGCGUAUGGAAAUCAUCCAUUCAUUAUACAGUAUGCGAUGCGUGCACUGGAAAGCCAUUCUGUGGAUGUUAGCUUUUUUUAUAUCCCUCAACUCGUCCAGGCUUUGCGCUACGAUGCAUUAGGGUACGUUGAGCGGUAUUUAUUCGAAACCGCCCAGCUUUCUCCACAUUUUGCGCAUCAAGUUAUCUGGAAUAUGAAGGCGAAUGCGUUUAAAGAUGAAGACUCGCAAAUUCCCGACCCUGUCAAGCCAGCUCUCGAUAAGUUUAUGGACGAGCUAAUCUCCAGCUUUUCGGACGCCGACCGAGACUUCUACGAGAGAGAAUUUUCUUUCUUUCACGAAAUUACUGACAUUUCGGGAAAGCUGCGGCCAUAUAUAAAGCGUAGCAAACCCGAGAAGAAGGAGAAAAUUGAGGAAGAGCUACGAAAAAUCAAGGUAGAGGUUGGCGUCUAUCUUCCAAGUAACCCUGAUGGGGUUGUCGUUGGCAUUGAUCCACAAAGCCUCUAG